AUCGACCAUCGGCGUCUUCUUUGUGGCCUUUCUUCUCAUCUAUCUAAUGACUCUCAUCAUUAACCUUCUAAUUAUCUAUUUGGUCUUCACAGAUUCUCAGCUUCACAACCCGAUGUUUUUCUUUCUUGGAAACUUGGCUUUUUUAGACACGUCCUACUCCACGGUGACGGCACCAAGGAUGCUCUAUGACUUGGUCACCAAAAACCGAUCGAUAACCCUUCCUGCCUGUACUACGCAAAUCUUUUUCUUUAUCUUCUUUGCUUGUGCAGAGCUCUUCUUGCUCUCGGCGAUGUCCUAUGACCGGUUUGUAGCCAUCUGCCACCCUCUACAUUACGCACAAAUAAUGUCCAAGAGGUUCUGCGCUCACAUGGCCUCCGUGGUUUGGGCUCUUAGUUUUUUUUAUUCCUUGAUCCAUACGUUGUUUUCCCUCCGGUUGUCCUUCUGCGGUCCAAACACCAUCCACAACUUCUUCUGUGAUCUUCCGCACUUGUUUCAGAUUUCGUGCUCUGACACUUUCAUCAAUAUAUUAGUCAUAUUGAUUGUUGGUGGCGGUCCAGGGUUAGGAGCCUUUGCCGUCACCUUUCUUCCAUAUGUCCGUAUUUUCAAUACGGUUCUCAGGAUUCGAACCAACACUGGAAAGCUUAAGGCUUUCUCCACCUGCACGUCUCACCUCGCCGUGGUCUUCAUCUUUUAUGGGUCAAUUAUUUUCAUUUACUUCAUCCCCACAACCAGCAAUCUGUUUACCGUGAACAGGGUGGUGUCUGUGGUGUAUGCCCUCAUUAACCCCUUACUUAACCCCUUGAUCUACAGUAUAAGGAACAAAGACCUUAAGAGGGCACUUCUCAAAGCUUUGCGGUGCCUCAACAAGCUAAACCAAUGA
This is a messenger RNA of Rana temporaria (common frog), 880 nucleotides long. RefSeq names its product olfactory receptor 5V1-like. The record is from RefSeq and is a predicted model, not a curated record. The transcript has a single exon. Gene Ontology annotation, biological process: G protein-coupled receptor signaling pathway. Lineage: Eukaryota; Metazoa; Chordata; Amphibia; Anura; Ranidae. Bases 47 to 880 code for a protein of 277 amino acids. Gene Ontology annotation, cellular component: membrane. Gene Ontology annotation, molecular function: olfactory receptor activity; G protein-coupled receptor activity.